GGUCUAACAUGAUCGCAGAGCUCGCUGUCUCCAGUGCUGCACGGAGUCGGGCGCCGCUCAGCGCCGGAGCAUUUCAUACGGAAUAGGCAGCGGCACGGCUGAGGCGUGCUCAGGGGUCCCCCGAGGCAGGAGCUGCAGAUUCACUGUCCCCGGAGCGGAGCGCUUUACUAAACGGUUAUAAUGUGCGGGAGCGCCGGUGCGGGAUCGCUGCUCCUCUGCCUGAUCGCCUUUGUCCAGCAGCCGGCUCACGCUUCGGGGAGCAAAGCCGCUCAAGAUGUGGAUGAGUGCACGGAAGCACUGGACAACUGCAACAUCGAUGCUAUCUGCCAGAACACGCCAAAGUCCUACAAGUGCAUCUGCAAGUCGGGCUACACAGGGGAUGGCAAGCACUGUGAAGAUAUCGACGAGUGUGAGAGUGAGUACAACGGUGGAUGCGUUCAUGACUGCAUCAACAUUCCUGGGAAUUACAGGUGCACGUGUUACGAUGGCUUCCGGCUGGCGCACGAUGGACACAACUGCCUGGACGUGGAUGAGUGUUCGGACGGGAAUGGCGGCUGUCAGCAGAUCUGCGUCAACAUGAUGGGCAGCUAUGAGUGCCGUUGCCGGGAUGGCUUCUUUCUGAGUGACAACCAGCACACCUGCAUCCAGAGGCCCAAAGAAGGACUCAAGUGCAUGGACCGGAACCACGGCUGUGCCCACAUCUGCCGGGAGACGCCCAAGGGCAGCGUGGCCUGCGAGUGCCGGCCGGGCUUCCAGCUCACCAAGAACCAGAAAGACUGCAAGCUGACAUGUAACUACGGCAACGGCGGCUGCCAGCACACGUGCGAGGACACGGACCAGGGACCCCGGUGUGGAUGCCACAUGAAGUUCGUCCUGCAUUCUGACGGCAAGACCUGCGUAGGGGAAAGGACUGUGCAGCUGCUGGCCAUGCCUCAUCUCGUGCCCAAUGAUUCACGAGCAAGAGGCUUGAAAACACAGGAGCAAGAGCACUUUGGGGAAACCUGCGCGGUAAACAAUGGCGGAUGUGACAGUACAUGUCAUGAUGCCACGACAGGGGUUCGCUGCAGCUGUCCUGUUGGCUUCAUCCUGCAGCCCGACCGAAAGACCUGCAAAGAUAUCGACGAGUGCCGGCUGAACAAUGGAGGGUGUGACCACGUAUGCCGCAACACGGUGGGCAGCUUCGAGUGCAGCUGCAAGAAGGGCUACAAGCUGCUGACCAAUGAGAGGAGCUGCCAGGAUAUCGAUGAGUGUUCCUUUGACCGAGCCUGCGAUCAUUCCUGUGUCAACUCACCCGGGAGCUUCCAGUGCUUCUGCCACCGGGGCUACGUCCUGUACGGCCUGGCGCACUGCGGAGAUAUCGACGAGUGCAGCAUCAACCGCGGCGGCUGUAAGUUCGGCUGCAUCAACACGCUGGGCAGCUAUGAGUGUACCUGCCCCCCCGGGUUCAAGCUGCACUGGAACAGGAAGGACUGCAUUGAGCAGGUGAAGUGCGUCUCCAGCUUGGUGUCCUCCAAGGCGACUCUGACGUGCAGCAAAGCUGGGAAGAAGGAGAGCUGCUUCCUGACCUGCGCCUCCAAAGCUCACUACCUGGCAGAGUCCGACAGCAGCUACAGUGUGAGCUGUGGGAUCCCCGCGGUCCGCGGCAAAGCCCCCGGCAAGAUUGACAGCGGCGCCAGCCCCACCUGCACCGAGACUCUGCCACCCCCGGUGAAGCAGACUGCCUCCUUCAGGAUCAAAGAUGCAAAGUGCCACCUGCACCCCAAACUGAGAGGUCGAGCGGAUGAGGGGGGGCGCACGCUGGGUCCAGGGAGCGGGCAGCCCUGCAAUAACUGCCUGGUCACCUUUGUCAACCUCAAGUGUGACUCCUCCAAGAAAGCCAAGGGCCGGCGCGCCCGUAACCCCAGUGGCAAGGAGGUGACCCGCAUCACGCUGGAGCUGGAGGCUGAGGUCAAGCCAGGAGACAGCACAGGUAGCUGCAACUUGAGCUGCCUGAGGCAGCGCAUGGAGAAGCAGGUUAAGACCUACAUCAAGGCCCUCAAGAAGUCCAUCAACCAGGAACGCUUCCUGCUACGCAUGGCGGGCCUGGAGUACGAGGUGGCCCAGAAGCUGCCGCAGCCGCCUGAGCGCCAAGAGAACUGUGGCCCGGGUCGUGAGAAGGACAACGGGCGCUGUGUUAGAUGCCCCGCCGGGUCGUACUACCACGGCGAGCAGGAGCGCUGUGUCCUCUGUCCACCAGGCACCUUCCAGGAGAGGGAAGGCCAGCUGGCCUGUGACCUGUGCCCAGGCAGCGACGGACACGGCCUGGCCGGGGCCCGCAACAUCACCUCCUGUGCAGGUCAGUGCCCGAUGGGGUCCUACUCCAGCAACGGCUUCAAACCCUGUCAGCCAUGUCCGCAGGGUACCUAUCAACCGGACCCGGGCCGGACCCUCUGCUUCCCGUGCGGGGGCGGCCUGAGCACCAAACGGGAGGGUGCCAGCUCAUUCCACGACUGUGAGGCCAGGGUUCAGUGCUCCCCCGGUCACUAUUACAAUACGACGGUCCACCGCUGCAUCCGCUGCCCUCUGGGCACCUACCAGACUGAAUUUCGCCAGAACUACUGCAUCUCCUGCCCUGGGAACACCACCACGGACUUUGAUGGCGCCACCUCAGUCUCCCAGUGCAAGAACCGCGAGUGUGGGGGCGAGAUGGGCGAGUACACUGGCUACAUUGAGUCGCCUAACUACCCGGGCAACUACCCCGCCAAUGUGGAGUGCACCUGGAACAUCAACCCCCCGCCGAAACGCAAGAUCCUCAUCGUGGUGCCCGAGAUCUUCCUGCCGUCCGAGGAUGAGUGCGGAGAUGUGCUGGUGAUGAGGAAGAACUGGUCAGCCACCUCCAUCACAACCUACGAGACGUGCCAGACGUAUGAGAGGCCCAUCGCCUUCACUGCUCGCUCACGCCGCCUCUGGAUAAACUUCAAGUCAAAUGAGGCCAACAGUGCCCGUGGCUUCCAGAUCCCGUACGUCACCUAUGACGAAGACUAUGAGCAGCUGGUGGAGGACAUUGUGCGGGAUGGACGACUUUAUGCCUCAGAAAACCACCAGGAGAUCCUCAAGGACAAGAAGCUGAUAAAGACACUGUUCGACGUGCUGGCUCACCCCCACAACUACUUCAAGUACACUACCCGGGAGUCCAACGAGAUGCUGCCCCGCUCCUUCAUCCGGCUCAUUAGCAGCAAGGUCUCCGCCUUCCUGCGGCCAUAUAAGUAGUCAAUAACUCCGCCCCUUCGGUUCCAGGCCCCGCCCACAACAACGAAGGCUCCUGACACCUAGAACACAAAGGAACCUUAUUUCCCGAAUGGCUUUGAAUACACACUUCACUAUGCAGACUUCCCACCAUCGCCAGCCCAACAGUGUGGCCCUCGCAUUGUGAAAAACCUCGCCCUGAACGCUUUGGACUGUAUGCGACCCACCGGGAACCGGGGAAUGAAAACAGAACACCCAGCACCACCAGAGGAGGUGAUGAUGAUAACGAGUGUGGAUCCAAGCAGAGCGAGUGCAUUUAACAAGAGCUCUCUUGUUCUAUGACAGAUGGGCGCCAUCUAGUGUCCAGGCCCAGUUCUCCCCAUGGAUCUAAUCGCCGCCUGAAAACGGGGUCCUUUGUUCCAUCUCGCAUUUUUCACAGCAUUCAAACCCUUACUAUAUCUAAGCUCUUGGAGCAGUUUACUAUUAAGAUCUUGCUGUUAAAACAGUUAAAUUUCCUACCUGUUCUUUGUUCUGAUUGUAUUAUUGUCCAUUGCUUACUUUUAGAUCAAUAAUUUUAUAUUCCAAGUUUAACUUAUCAAAGUGCUAACCUCUUUGUGAAUAAAAAGUCUGGGGAAAAGGAAUUAGGGAGAGAGAGGGAAAGGAGGAGAGGUGGUGGGCCAUAGCGGCAGCACACCACCAGGGGGAGCCUGACAAAUGUCUCUUUGGGACACACGUUCGCUGCUGACUUAAAAAGGUCACUUUAAAAUAAGUAAUUAAAUAAAAAUAAAAAAAAACCGCCUCCCGGCCGCCAACCUCGUCUGUUACAGCACCCCCCCCCCCAAUACGAAGCUACAUCAUUCGGUUAAGAGCAAAAGAGCUGCUGGAAAGACUGUGCUCCUGCGAGGGGGAGGGUCCACUGCAGUGACUCUCACACUCCCCCUGCAGGACACAUCGGAGAUGGAGAUUGACACCUGGGUCUAAGGAUUUCUGUCCCUAAAACAUCCAAGGGUCGAUCUGACCCUACCUCCGGCCCCCAACAAUUAAACCAUUAAAAUGAGCUCUUCCAAAGACUUCCCCGGUGGUAGGACACAUUCUUGUGGUAUGCACUAGAUUUAGACGUCCCAUCUUCAUCGUUUAAGUGCAAUGAAUUUAGGCUCUAGUUCUUGUCUGUGCAAACACGCCAAGAACGAUAUUUAAACUUGCCAAAACUGUACAAUUUAUUUAAAGUUCGAAUAGGAUAUAUUCUUAGGCUACUUUGAAAUGUAGCGACUGGCUUAUGGUUUGUGUUAAGGUGUUACACUAUACUGAAAAUUCAAUAUUAAACCUAUUGUAAAUGCAAUUUCAUACAUAAGAACAAACUCCCAGCCUCAUCAUUAACAAACAAGUACGUGCUUUAAUGAGAGCGCGCGUGCACGUACGCACGCAUGCGCAGGUCAGCGCAGGUGCUGCUUGGGUGGAGAUCCCUGCACUGAAAAGCUGUGGAUGUUCAUGAUGCCCCCCGUCAGAGGCGCGCACUCAGAGGUCCUUUCCUCAUGCGACAUGACAGUGUUUUACCUGCUUUGUUUAUCUGUGCCGUGCGUCACCCUUACAAACACCCCGCCCCCGAUCGCCCUUCCUCACCAUUUUUGUUUUAAAAUAGCUUUUUUUAUAAUGAGACUUUGCCAUGAUGUGUCGUAGAGUCGAUAAUGAUAUUUGCACUUGAAAAUUGUUAUUGCUCAUGUAAAGAAAUGUCCGGAUUUUGUAUUGUCUUUUUUAAAUGAAUGUUAUCGGUGUUCUUAA
Molecule: messenger RNA, 5004 nt
Organism: Paramormyrops kingsleyae
Lineage: Eukaryota; Metazoa; Chordata; Actinopteri; Osteoglossiformes; Mormyridae
Product: signal peptide, CUB domain, EGF-like 3
Biological process (GO): signal transduction
Cellular component (GO): cell surface
Molecular function (GO): calcium ion binding
Source: RefSeq, a predicted model, not a curated record